Messenger RNA from Pseudomyrmex gracilis, 658 nucleotides. Its product is annotated as chitotriosidase-1-like. Gene Ontology annotation, molecular function: chitinase activity; chitin binding. The annotation marks the transcript as partial. Gene Ontology annotation, biological process: carbohydrate metabolic process; chitin catabolic process. Gene Ontology annotation, cellular component: extracellular region. The record is from RefSeq and is a predicted model, not a curated record. NCBI's taxonomy places the organism in Eukaryota, Metazoa, Arthropoda, Insecta, Hymenoptera, Formicidae. The transcript has 2 exons.
AUAUGCGACUACGUAAAGAACGAUGGUUGGUCAGUAACGAAGGAUCCAAAAGGCCGUGUGGGACCGUACGCGUCAAAACGCGAUCAAUGGGUCAGUUACGACGACGUAUCCGACGUGAUGAGAAAGACCGAACUGAUAAAAGAGCUGAAUCUCGGCGGUGGAAUGAUCUGGUCAAUCGAUCUGGACGACUUUAAGAACCUAUGCAACUGCGGAAAGUAUCCGUUACUGGCGGCCUUGAAUCGCGGUCUUGAAAGAACGCUUGGUCACGCGACGGAUUGCACUUGAAACCGCGUAAUCGCGAAAGGACGCAUGUUUUGCGAAGGACGAGUAUCAUUGUAGUGUUAUCCGCGAAAGCGACCCUUUAUUUGACAACUUGAUUGUACGUAUCUAUAUAUAUAUUGUAAAUAUAUUGUUAUCGCAGUCAAAUUCAACAAGAACACGAAUUCACUGUGUAAUUUUUUUUGGCAAUCGAGCUAUCUUUUUUUUUAGGUACGAAAAGUGGUAUGAUAUCGAGAGAUCAGCUGAUAUCAAGUCGCGAUUGAUAAAUCACCGAAUGUUUUCUCGAAACCCAGACAGCCAAAUGCGAAAACUCAAUAUAAGACAAAUCAUUGUAUAGAUUAAGUUGCUCGCCAAUUGCUGUUGCGUUGUUUUUAUUUAA